Messenger RNA from Doryrhamphus excisus (bluestripe pipefish), 1064 nucleotides. RefSeq names its product prolactin releasing hormone receptor 2b (gene prlhr2b). The record is from RefSeq and is a predicted model, not a curated record. Gene Ontology annotation, molecular function: neuropeptide binding; neuropeptide Y receptor activity. Gene Ontology annotation, biological process: G protein-coupled receptor signaling pathway. Gene Ontology annotation, cellular component: plasma membrane; neuron projection. NCBI's taxonomy places the organism in Eukaryota, Metazoa, Chordata, Actinopteri, Syngnathiformes, Syngnathidae.
UCAUGGAGGCGAACCACAGCGGCAUGUUGGAGAGCGCACCAAAAGACGUUUAUGAGGUGGCAGUGCACGACGACAACGCCGUUGGCAACCGCAGCACCCAAUUUGCAGACGUGGCCUUGCUGCAGACAUUCAAGCCCAUCAUCAUCCCGUGCUAUGUACUCGUGUUGCUAGUAGGGGUCUUCGGAAACUACCUGCUCCUCUACGUCAUCUGCAGGACGCGCAAGAUGCACAACGUCACUAACUUCUUUAUCGGCAACUUGGCCUUCUCGGAUAUGCUCAUGUGUGUCACGUGUGUGCCCUUUACCCUCGCCUAUGCACUCAACCCUCACGGGUGGGUCUUCGGACGCUUUGUUUGCUACCUGGUGUUCCUCAUCCAGCCUGUGACGGUCUACGUGUCGGUCUUUACGCUCACGGCCAUUGCUGUGGACAGAUACUACGCAACAGUGCACCCCCUAAAAAAGCGCACCUCUGUGGCGACCUGUGCAUUCGUCCUGGCUGGAAUCUGGCUGAUGUCCUGCGCGCUGGUCGCUCCUGCGGUGAGCCACACCUAUCACGUGGAGUUUAAAGAGGAGGGCUUCACUAUUUGUGAAGAGUUCUGGUUGGACCAAGAGAAGGAACGACGGGCAUAUGCUUACAGCACCCUGCUGGUCACCUAUGUUCUACCGCUGUCCGCCGUCUUUGUGUCCUACUUGUGCAUCACGGUCAAACUAAAGAAAUGCAUCGCCCCCGGUCACAGGACAAAGGAAAGGGCCACUGCCCAUCAAGCCCGGAAGAGGAAGAUCUUCCGCUUGGUGGCCCUCCUUGUGUCGGCCUUCGCUGCGUGCUGGCUCCCUAUUCACGUUUUCAACAUGCUACGGGACGUAGACAUCACGCUCAUCAACAAGCGCUUCUUCCUGCUCAUACAGCUGCUUUGCCACUUGUGCGCCAUGAGCUCCUCCUGCUGCAACCCCUUCCUGUAUGCGUGGCUGCAUGACCGAUUUCGCGCAGAGCUGAGAAAGAUGCUCAAGUGCCAUCGCCGUAUUGGAGCACCUGUCAAUCAUUGCACCGCAGGUGUGGUCUUGUAA